UCGACAGCCUGAGUAUCACUAUGGCGUUCACAUUAUCGUGCAUUAAAUUAAUUGUGUCUUGGACAAACCACGGUGUGCUCCGCGAAAUUUUAACAACCAUGGAGAAGGACUGCCAGAAAUACGCCGAUAUCGAUACGAAUAAUUUGAUAGCGAAAACGUCGAUGCUUUCAUUUCGAUUAACGACCGCGAUCACUGUUGGUCACCUUGUCUCCGUGGUUCUUUACACAUUGGGCACAAUUGGAUAUCAAGAAGGCAGUAAUUCGACUCGAGAGUUGCUUUUCAAAAUGGAUUUGCCCUUCGACACGAACGAGUCCCCCGCUUAUGAGCUUGUGAUAACCGCGCAAUUCCUUCAUCUGGUAACAUCCUCCCUCAACUUCGGUACUUUUAGUGCUUUCCUUUUGAUGGUGACUUUUCAUAUAGGCUGUCACGUGGACAUACUGUGCAACACAAUGUGGGAUCCAUCUCUAGUAGACAAAGAGCAGAUACUAUUCUUCAUCAGCAGGCAGCAGGAGAUCACUAUGUUGGGAAAGAAAAUUGAGCAACUGUUCACGUAUAUAGCUCUCGGCCAACUUCUAUCGAACACUCUCAUUACGUGUUGCGUGGGUUAUCUUAUUGUAAUUUCGUUGAGCAUGGAAAAUGGACUUCCCAUCUUUAUUAAAUGUAUAGUGUUCUACUGUGUAAUUUGUAUAGAAGCGUUCAUCUACUGUUUUGUUGGAGAAUUCCUCGACAUUAAGAGUAAAAUGAUCGCCGAAGUAGCAUAUGGGAUGCCAUGGUACAACUUAGAUCCAAAUAUUAGUCGACAAUUAGUGCUGUUGAUAUUAAGAGCUGAGAAGGGAAUGCCUCUGACAUUCGGAAAGUUUUCGAAACUCAAUCUAGAAAGCUUCACUGGAAUCAUGAAGGCUUCAGCAUCUUACAUGUCGGUGCUUCUAGCAAUGUCCUGAAACAGAAACCUCGCACUUGUUGUACACGUAACACAUCGUAAAUGAAAUAUUGAAAUGAAAUCACCAUGUUAUCUCAACUGAAAUAGAUGUAUAAUUCCGUAA
Megalopta genalis is the source of this 1043-nucleotide messenger RNA. RefSeq names its product odorant receptor 24a-like. Gene Ontology annotation, biological process: sensory perception of smell; detection of chemical stimulus involved in sensory perception of smell. NCBI's taxonomy places the organism in Eukaryota, Metazoa, Arthropoda, Insecta, Hymenoptera, Halictidae. Gene Ontology annotation, molecular function: olfactory receptor activity; odorant binding. The record is from RefSeq and is a predicted model, not a curated record. Gene Ontology annotation, cellular component: plasma membrane.